CAAGAACAAAGUGCAGUUUGAUGACAGUUCACAUCAACCCCGUAAAUGACAGCAGAUUUGAUUUAAAAGUAUUCAUCGUAACAUAUGAAGAAAUAAAGAAACGAUCAAUCAGAGUUGAACCUUGACGUGAAUAUAACAAAAAUUCGAAAUUUUAUUCAAAACGUGCCAAACAUUUUAUAAUUGUCGAAAUGAACUACAAUUCGUUACCGUAUAAAGUUGAAUAUUCUGUUGGUGAGCAGAAUUGUAAAAAAUGUGAGAAAAAGAUUCGAUCAGGAGCCUUGAAAAUAGCCAUUAUGAUGCAGUCCGAAGACGACGACUGUCAAUAUCCCGUGUGGUAUCAUACGAAAUGUUUCUUCAAAGUCCGUUUGCCACAAACCGAAGCCGCUUUUGAUGGAUUCGCUAAACUGCGCUAUGCCGAUCAACAGUCAAUAAAAGUGCAACUAGGUAACGUUGAAAACGAAUUGAAAACUGUUCAGAAAAAACAACAGGAGAAAGCAAAACUACCCGAUUUUCAUAUCGAAUACACAAGAUCGGAACGAGAUGCAUGUACGGGAUGUAAGCAAAUGAUUCGUGUGCCCGAACUGCGUGUAAUGAAUGUACAGUAUGUAACCGAUCUGACGGUUGAAAAUUUUUCAUUUGGUGGCAAGGCGACAUGGUAUCAUAUUCCAUGUUUUGUUCGUUCAAGACAUGAUUUGGGGUGGUUAGAAUCAGCUGAAUCAUUACCUGGAUUCAAACGGCUUUCAGAAGAUGAUAAACAAAUCGUUAAGAAACAAAUUCCGAUUAUAAAGCGAAAGUUCUAUACGUCAACUGUCUGUGGUGAUGCAAACUCGUCCGAGCUGGAAAAACUCAUUGAAACUCAAAAUCAUGAAUACUAUACACUUUACGAUAAAUUGGCAAAGAACGUUUCCAAAAAAGAGCAAAUUGAAAUCUUGGAGAGAAACUCACAAUUGGUGCCCAAAACUAAAACCGAGAUUCUUCAUCAGUUGACCGAUACUCUUUACUUCGGCGCGCUGCAAUAUUGUGCUAAAUGCUACAUAGGGACAAUGUUUUUCAACAACACCACAUAUUCUUGUUCGAAUUACACAUGUUGGGGCAAAUGCAAUAACGACGUAAAAGAACCAAAACGACGUAGCGCUUAUGUUGGUUAUCAACUCCACAAAAAGUAUCCAUUUUUGCCAAUAUCAUCACUUGUGCGCACUCGUGCAUUACAUCAUUUUAGGUUUGAAGACGAAAAUGGUGUUGAUUUGGUGAAUGUGUCAUACAAAAAUCCACCACUUUUCAAUAUGGAAUUUACAUUAAUUGGUAAACUUAAAAUGUCGCGCAAAGAUAUCGAGAGCCUAAUUAAAAAGAGUGGAGGUCGUAUUGUAAAUGGAAUCCAUGAUAAACUUGCUGCUGUAAUUUCGAAUCAAGAAGAAAUUGAAAAGAUGAGUUCGAAAAUGACUGAGGCUAAAGCAUGCAACGUUCAAGUAAUUUCAGAAGAUUUUUUAUCCCAAUUGGAGACUGUCGAUCCGUUUAGCUACAUUAUCAGUUGUAGUCUGAGUGAUUGGGGAGGAAAUCCAUAUCUUCGUAUCGAACAAAAUGUUGUAAAGUCCAGGAGAGAAACAAAUUACUAUACAAAAUCAUUACCGGAAAAAAUCACAAUUAAAUUGAAUGCCAACAACGAUCAAAAUCUGGUUGAUGCUGACAGCGGAUUACAAGAGGAAGCCCAUAUUUACUGUGGCGAAUGGAAAGGGAAGCAAUUUAAGUACAUCGUUGUUCUCGGCCUUGUUGACAUUCAAUAUAAUAGAAAUUCAUAUUAUCGGAUGCAAUUGUUAGAAGCAAAUGACCUUAAAACGUAUUGGAUAUUUGAGUCAUGGGGAAGAAUAUCGACGGUAAUUGGCAGCAAAUUACUCACUGUCUAUCCAACCGUAGAGGAAGCUCGUGCAAAAUUCCAUGCUCUUUACUUGGAGAAAAGUGGAAACGAAUUUGGAAAAUUAACUUAUGGUUAUGGUUACAAACAACCAAAUAAAUUUUACCAUUUGCAAAUCGACUUUGGUCUGACACAACAGAUGCCCAAGAAGUAUAUUGAAACGAAACUGAGUCCGUCCAUCUAUCAGCUCAUGUCAUUGAUUUUUGAUACGAAGCAUAUGAAACAGAUGUGCUGUGACCUUGACCUCAAGCAAAUGCCGUUAGGUAAUAUUGAUUCGAAUCAGAUUCACUCGGCGAUGGGGGUUCUCAAGGUUAUUGCCACAUUAAUCACCAAUAACGGAACGCUUGGACAGCUCCGAGAUGCCUCAAAUCAGUUCUACACAUUGUUACCACAUGGAUUUUCCGUUAAAAGGCCACCAAUUAUCGAUUCCAUCGACAUGGUCAAGGCAAAGAAUGAAAUGUUGGAGAGUUUGCUCAACAUGGGCGUAAUCUAUGGCUUUUUGGAAGGUGAAAAUGGCGAAAAAACUAAUCCAUUAGACGCUUGCUACGAGAAGAUGAAAACUGGAAUCCAUCCAAUCGAUAAAACUGCCAUUGAAUUUAGAAAAAUCUGUGAAAUUGUACGUAAUACGCACGGGGCAUCACAUAAUUUAUAUACUCUGGAAGUGAUUGACGUGUUUAAAGUUAAGAGAAAACGAGAAGAUAUUCGUUCUCGUACAUACAAACAACUUGAAAACCACCAAAUGCUUUGGCAUGGCUCUGGUGUGACCAACUUUGUUAGUAUUCUGUCCAAAGGCCUGCGAAUCGCACCAAAAGAGGCUCCGUCCACCGGCUUUAUGUUCGGCAAGGGAAUUUACUUCGCGGAUAUUGUCAGUAAAUCAGCAAAUUAUUGUCAUCCAACCUACGGAGAUAACAUUGGUUUGAUGCUGUUGUGUGAUGUUGCAUUAGGAAAAAGUCGGAAUCCAAAAUACGCAGCAAAUUUGAAAGGUCUGCCGAAUGAAAUUGAACAGUCGGUUAAGGGUUGUGGCCAAACAUUUCCAACCGAAUAUUCAACGCUUGAUGGUGUGAAAGUAGCAGUUGGUGGUCUUCAAAAAGCCGAUUUUCCCACAGCUCUACAGUACAACGAAUACGUUGUUUACGAUAUUUCACAAGUGAAAAUGAAAUACUUGGUCAAAUUAAAAUUUAACUACAAAAAAUGAACAAAUAGAUAGUCAAUUGUCAAUUGUCAAUUUAAUUUCCAAAAAUAAAAAUCGUUGAAUUAACGAAA
Molecule: messenger RNA, 3172 nt
Organism: Sitodiplosis mosellana (orange wheat blossom midge)
Lineage: Eukaryota; Metazoa; Arthropoda; Insecta; Diptera; Cecidomyiidae
Product: poly [ADP-ribose] polymerase-like
Exons: 8
Coding region: 189-3104 (971 amino acids)
Cellular component (GO): nucleus
Molecular function (GO): DNA binding; zinc ion binding; NAD binding
Source: RefSeq, a predicted model, not a curated record